CCCACUCUCCAAAAUUCCUGAUUCGUAAUCUCUCUCUACAAAAAACGCGCACUCUCAUUUUAUAUAUAUCUAGAUACGCGCUUGUGUGUAUAUAUAGGUGUAUCGAUCUCUGUAGCAGUCUGUUACUGUGUAUACAAAUUUGCAGGGAGGAUCGACGCUAAAGAAAUUGAUCGGAGCUGUUCGGAUCGCGAUCAGGAGUGAAAGUGCUUUAGGACCAUUCCAGCUGCUAGGUACAUUUUUUCCAAUCAUAAGAUAAGAUGGCUUCGAUAGCUGUUGAUUAUUCUGGAUCUCCACAUUUUGAGCGAAAACCCCAACAAACUAUAUUCACUGAGAAAAACAACUUUGAGGCCGGGGACUCAGACUCGCAGCAGUUCCAUGAAGGGUGCAUUCCUGCUAAGGACUUGAUUUGUCGGGAAAAAGUUAGUAACACGGAAAUUCACAAUAAAGGAUACUUGGAAUAUGGGUGUUCCCAUUAUCGUCGAAGGUGCCGCAUCAAGGCACCGUGUUGCAACGAGAUUUUUGAUUGUCGUCACUGUCAUAAUGAAGCAAAGAACAAUAUUUGCAUUGACCAAAAGUUCAGACAUGAUGUCCCUCGCCACCAAGUACAGAAGAUCAUAUGUUCACUUUGUGACACUGAGCAAGAGGUUCGACAAUUUUGCAUUAAUUGUGGUGUAUGCAUGGCUAGAUAUUUCUGUGGAAUCUGCAAGCUGUUUGAUGAUGAUAUCUCAAAAGGACAGUUUCACUGCAGUGGGUGUGGCAUAUGCAGGGUUGGAGGGUCUGAGAAUUUCUUCCAUUGUGAUAAUUGUGGAUGUUGCUACUCGAUCCUUCUGAAAAACAGCCACCCCUGUGUGGAGAGAGCAAUGCAUCAUGACUGCCCUGUAUGCUUUGAGUACCUUUUUGAGUCGAUGAACGAUGUAACUGCUAUGCCAUGCGGCCAUACCAUUCACCAGAAAUGCUUGGAGGAAAUGCAGGAACACUACCAAUAUGUUUGCCCUCUCUGCUCCAAAUCAGUUUGUGAUAUGUCAAAGGUGUGGGAGAAGUUUGACCUGGAGAUUGCAGCUACACCCAUGCCAGAAUCUUACCAGAACAAAAUGGUUUGGAUUCUCUGCAACGAUUGUGGAGCCAAUUCAGAAGUGAAAUAUCAUGUUGUGGCCCAGAAAUGUCCUAAUUGCAAGUCGUACAACACCCGUCAAACCAGAGGCAAUAGCAUAUAGGGAUAUAUUCACUCUUUAGUGCAAUGAAAGCAAUCGCUUUUGCUGGAAGCACUUUGGGUUCUCUCUCCUUUUGUUAACUUUGUGUCGUAGCUUUUCAAAGUUGUUAUUCUUUUAUUGAAUUUCAUCUAUGCGUGCUAAUGAUUCAGAAGUAGAAUAAGUUCGUUACUUUUGUCUCCUUUUCUUUAAAAUUCUUAUGUUCUUGUACUCAUUUUUGAGCAAAUAUUUACAUAAUAAAUAUUUACUCAUAAAUUUAAAUUU
Molecule: messenger RNA, 1472 nt
Organism: Olea europaea var. sylvestris
Lineage: Eukaryota; Viridiplantae; Streptophyta; Magnoliopsida; Lamiales; Oleaceae
Product: probable E3 ubiquitin-protein ligase RZFP34
Exons: 12
Coding region: 258-1214 (318 amino acids)
Biological process (GO): protein ubiquitination; ubiquitin-dependent protein catabolic process
Cellular component (GO): nucleus
Molecular function (GO): zinc ion binding; ubiquitin protein ligase activity
Source: RefSeq, a predicted model, not a curated record